CCCGAUUACCAGUCAUAGCGGCUGAUAGUCCGAUUCAAAUCACAUCAACAAUACUGGAUGCAACUCUUUGUCCUCCCAAGAAGGUUCUUAAACAGAUUCAGCAGGUAUGCUCUCGAUUCUUAUGGCAUGGGACUGAUGCAGUUAGAGCUAAAGUGGCAUGGGACUAUGUGGCUUUACCAAAACAGUAUGGAGGUCUGGGGGUGAAGGAUUUGCUAUCUUGGAGUCAAGCAUGCACUAUCCGAAUGCUUUGGUUGUUCUUGAUGAAGUCUGGGACGCUGUGGGUGGCAUGGAUGUAUGAAUAUAAGUGUGGGCAGUGGAAUUUAUGGUCUUUGAAGGUCCAAUACAAUAGCUCGUGGACAAGGAGAAGGCUACUUAAAUUGCGGUCUAUUAUUUUACCAUGGAUGCAUAAGCAAAAUGAUACCAUCUACCGGGACUCAAAGGAGAUGCUGGUUUAUUCAGUUCGCAGAGUGUUGGAAACGUUGAGGAAGAAGGCUCCAGAGGUCUCUUGGCACAAACUCGUGUGGAGCAACAUCUGCCCCCCUCGGUAUAGUUUGAUUGUUUGGUUAUUAAAGAAGAAUGUCAUUAUCAUGAGAGACAAGUUAUUGCAAUGGGGUAAGGUUAUGGAUGCUUCUUGCCCUCUUUGUGGUUUGGAUGUUGAGACUAGAGAUCAUAUGUUUCUCCGUUGUUCCUUAUCUCUCAGACUUGCCUCACUUCUGAAUUGCCAUUUCUUGAGGCAUAAUGACUGGGAUGCAAUGUUGCAGUUUGUAAGUAUUGCUCUGUGUAGGAACUCACAAGCUAGGAAAUGGCAUGCGCUAGUAUGAUGCCUAAUAGUGUCGUUUAUAUGGAUGGAAAGAUGCAGAGUAGUUCAUGGCUCGCCUUGUCGUCACCCUUUGACGGUAGCUGAAUUGAUAAAGGCCGACUUGAUGUAUAUAGCAUGUUGGAAUAGAGGAGUUCGUGAUGCACUACAGGGCUUCGAUACUUAUAGUUUUGCUUUGUUCUUUUUGUAAGUAGUCUCAUAUAGGAGAGCAAGUGCUUGUGAGUUGUUUCUCUCGGGAUCCUUUGUGAUUCCGCUUCGUUGUAUCGGUUGUAAUGGCAAUAAAAGAAACCGAUUAAACAAAAAAAAAAUCGAUAACCGUGGAUAUCCGCCUAAAUAAGAUUUAAUUGGGAAGGGUAAAACCUUAACCCGAAUGAUUUUUAGUGGGUACGGGUAAAACCCAAACCCAAAUAUUGGGGGUAAUGGAUGGGCAUGAUUUUCUCACUAUCCACCCCGAACCCGCCCGAUUAUACACGUGCGUAUGUAUUUUUUUCUAAAAAAAUCAUUAUAUUUUUCUAACAUAUUUUAUAUUUAGCAUAUAAAUAUAAUAUUUUCAUUAAAUUGUGUUGAUUUAAUUAAUUUUCGUGAUUCUAGUAAAUUAUUUUCGUACAUUUUGUCUAAUGUAAUGUGAGAAUACGUUUGAAUAUUAGCAUAUUGGUUGGAGUUAUAUAGAGAAAAUAUUACCCAUGGAUAACCGUAGACACCCAAAACUCGAAUUGGUAAGGGUGUUGUUUUGAUUCUCUACUUGUUUCUCAUGUCAGUAUGGGUAUUAGUAAAAUCCAAACUACUUUGGAUAGGAUAACGGAUAUGUACUAUCCACACCGACCUGUAGCCAAUCCUAUUGUUUUUUCCAUUAUCUCCUUUUCGUUCAUUAUCAGGGCAAAGAUUCUAGAGUCUAUGGGGAAUUCUCAAAUCGAGAAGCAUCUUAGUAAAUAAGGGGCGGAGUAACCUAUAAAGAGAUGUUGAAUCAAGAUCUGGGGAAUAAAUCAGAAGCCCAAUAAUAGAAGUUAAUAGUCCAAUAAAAACAGGCCCAACGGUUUAAUAUUAGAGUCUUUGUUAAUGAACAGUAAACAAGUUUUAUAUUUAUAUAUAUUAAUUAAUUAAUAUCUAUUGGAAAUGAAAUGACUAGAGAUAUGCUUCUCUCUCCAAAGGAUAGCCAACACAUGAGAUCGUCAAGAGAGACCUUCAACAUGAUUUUGGAAGAGUUUCAUGCUCAUACGUGUUAAGAAAAUAUGAGAAAGAUGAACAACUACCAUAACAAAACCUAGAGAGAGAAUAUAGGGAAAUAUAGUUUUCUUAUUCAUGUAUAUUGUUGGUACAAUGUAUGUACUAUUUAUAGGCACAAACCUAUACAACAUACAACUUUAUCAUUGUAACAUCCCGUUCCGGCUAAACCAAAAUUCCGAUUGCUGGAAAUUACGCUAUUAAAACGAGUAUUUUGAUAGUAUUUUGAUGAAAAUCAGUAUAUUAAUUAUUAUAAAUCUCUCCACAUACUUUGUACGUGGUAUGAAAUGAGAUUUCGUAAUAAUAUAUAUGGGGUUAGUUGGACACAUAGGUGUCGCCAGGAGGGGCUUGUCGCAAAAUCAAAGGGGUAAAGCACCGAUCUAUUUAGAUAUAUCCUAACUAAACCCCAUGCACCAUUUCUUAUGUUUUCGUUCCAUUUCUUUCCACUCAGUCCCGAAGCGAGAGAAGUAGAGGGCGCACAGGGGAGGAAUACAGAAGCUUGAUUUUCAAGUUUAAGCUAGUGUAAAAAGCAGGUAAGCGUAAGGAAAAUAUUCACUAUCACAUAGUUGAUCAAUAUUGAAGCUUAUAACGAAGUUUGGUUCAAUAAUUGCUUGAACGGCUCAUCAAACAAAAUUAGAAUUUUGGAGUAUCCGGAAGCCGGAUUGAGUCCAGAUUUUAUAUACGAACGAGUAUAUAUCAUUCCUCACCUAAUAGGCUUUAUAGCUUCUCUGCAACGUUGCUUCCUGCAACGAGGUAAUUAAUCAUUUGGUUCUAAUCAAUGAAUUUCGGCUAUUAUUUAGGUCAGAGCCGGAAUCGCUGAAUUUAGCUCCGGCUAGGGUUUGAUGUGUUUUCAUCGAAAAUUUGAUCCGGAGCCUAGAACUAACAUUGACGGGGACACUAUAGGGGAUAUUAGGACGGUCUCGGAUUUUGAUUCCGGGUUCGUUCGUGAAAUUGAUGUUUUAGUACGGGAAGCUAAAACCGGUGUUUGAACGACCAGAACUGUUGAGGGAUUAGCACGGUAUACCGGGUUUGUCGUAUCACGAUAAUUAUACUUAUGCUUAGAAUUGAUCUAGGUGAACUAGAAUGGCAUGAUUAGGGGUGUAUGAACGUUUGUGCUAUAUGUUGAACCAUGGAAUGCUGUAUGAUAUUAUUGACUUGCCCUAAUCGAUAUGGACCUUGUUUAUGCUGAUGAUUGCAUACAUGUUGCCAUUUGUGGCUUAACUGUUAACAUGACUUCAUGGUUGUUCGAUUAGGUGUUUUGACAUGAUGUGAUAUUUUGGUUGUAUUUGGAUUCACAAUUUGGGGAAAUAAACUUCCCAGGGUGAUAUUAUGAUGUUUUAAGGAUGAUGACUUGCACGAGGGUUUAUCCCGAGGAAGUGCAACUAUACGACUCCUACUUUACCUAUGUUGAGCCAAUUAUGGUCAGGUCAAGUACAUGUGCAAGUAACGAAUUAUGAUUAAGCAAGAUGAGAUAUGAACCAUGUAUAAGGAUACCAAAUAUGAGUAUUUUGGUCUCACGGUCAAUUACAUAGUAAUUCUAGCUCCCCAUGCUAUUACUCUGUUAUGACAUGAUAGUCACACCUCUCUUGUGGUGCUGACUGAAGAUUAUGAUAUGCAUGAUAGUCACACCUCUCAUGUGGUGGUGACUGAAGAUGAUUCACGAGAUAUGACCACACCUAGAGUGGUGUCGGGUAUGGUUUCACAUAUGGUGGUAUGGGGGUAUAAGUUAAGGUGGUUGAGUCUUUUGCCCAUUGGGAUAUGAGGAUGGGUGAGGUCGAAUCCUAGUGUUUUGGCUUGAUUGCUAGAUGUAUGGUAGGGGUAUGCUUUGUGAUGAACUCACGAUGCAAUGAUUGUCUCACUCAGCCAUGAGCUGACCCUCUUUUAUUCUUCUUCUCUGCUUAUGCUAUGUGUAAGCAGAUUAUCAGCAGCAGUAGAUAGGUGUAUAGGUGGGAGCUGAGCUAGAGUUGAAGCCAAAAUGAGGUAUGGUCUUCAACUAUUCUGUGCUUGGACGACUACUUGGGAUUUUGGCCAGUGAUCCACACCUUUUUGUAAAAAUGUUUUGAGAACGUUUUUCAUGUGCAUACUAGCUCCUGAUGUUGUGUGUGAUAUCCACAGGUGUGGAAGGUUGAUGAUAUGUGUAUAGUUGUGUAAUUGUGUAAGUUGUGAUUAUUAUGGCAUGUAUAAGUAUGGUAUGCACUUGUGGAGUAUGAAAACUGUGGCUAUGGCUUUGAAAGCCAAUAUAUAUGGUUAUGAGUAUAUGUGUAAGUCUAUGAAUGCAUAUAUUCAUAUAAAUUAUUUUGCAGGUCUAGUUGCAAGAACUGUUAGGCCAUUACGUGAGUAAUUCAUGUCGAAAUUUUAAUUGGGUAUAUUUUGGUAAUUAAUGUAACACCCGAUAUUAUUUCCACUGCAAAUGUAUGAAUAAUAUGAUUAGGUAAUACGUAUAGGGUGGGGUGUUACAGUUUGCUAUCAGAGCUUGUUUGUUUUCUGCAUUAUAGGUGUGUUACUUUCACCCUUGAGGACCGAUCACCCUCAAAAGGGGAGGGAGUACUCCAUACCUGUACUUGCACUAAACUUUCCACGAUUUGGACCAAAGGUGGUGAUGUGUUGCAUAGUCAGUUGCAUAUGGUCAAACAUGAUUUUGAGUAUUUGAAGGAAUCUUGAAAAUUUUAUGGUUUAAGAAAUUUUUGGAAAUAUGUGGAGUUUUUAUCUUGUUGUCCAAGUAAUGAUUUUGAAGAAAGUUUUGUUUCAACCAAGUGAGUAACUUGGUUAGACACAAAUGGUGUUUGGAUCAAACUAAGCCCAAUGUUUCCUUGUAGUUUGCACAGAAGUAUUUUAGGAGUCACUACUAACCAAUCGAGAAGCAGGGUGGCUAGCUAUGCAAUGGGCAUUGAGUUCAGACUAUGCUAGCAUGAUGAGUUGUGAUGGUAGAUAUUUGAAUAGAAAUGUGAAUCUUGAUGAUGUUGUGGUAAACAUGUUGUAGGUCGAUAACCUUGUGUACGUUGAUAUGUUUUUGAACUUCUUGAUUUGCUCAUGUUGUGAUGCCCGGUAUAGCUUUUUGAAACCUAAACAUGGGGACUUGAGGUGUUAUGUGUUUAUUUAUAUACUUCAGGUCUCCUAACCUAAGAGUUAGGUAAUGGAUUUAUGUAUAAUAGACCAUAUUAAGGGUAAGUAAUGGAUUUAUGUAUGAUAAACCAUAUUAAGGGUAAGUAAGCGAAUUUAGUGUACAACUCAAGGUUAGAUUUCGGGGAUGAAAUCUUUUAAGGAGGGGAGAAUUGUAACAUCCCGUUCCGACUAAACCCAUAUUCCAAUUGCUGGAAAUUAUGCUAUUAAAAUCGAGUGUUUUUAUAAUAUUUUGAUGAAAAUCAGAAUAUUGACCUAUCAGAUAAAUAUCGAUUAUCAUAUUGUAUGUUUAAAGAUAUAUAUUAAUUAUUAUAAAUAUUUCCACAUACUUUGUACGUAUGUUGGUAUGAAAUGAGAUUUUGUAAUAAUAUAUAUGGGGUUAGUUGGACCCAUAGGUGUCGCCAGGAGGGGCUUGGCGCAAAAUCAAAGCGGUAAAGCACCGGUCUAUUUAGAUAUAUCCUAACUAAACCCCUCGCACCAUUUCUUAUCUUUUCGUCCCAUUUCUUUCAAGUUUAAGCUAGUGUAAAAAGCAGGUAAGCGUAAGGAAAAUCCUCACUAUCACAUAGUUGAUCAAUAUUGAAGCUCAUAUCGAAGUUUGGUUCAGUAAUUGCUUGAACGGCUCAUCGAACAAAAUUAGGGUUUUGGAGUACCAGAAGCCGGAUUGAGUCCAGAUUUUAUAUAUGAGCGAGUAUAUAUCAUUCCUCACCUAAUAGGCUUUAUAGCUUCUCUGCAACGUCGCUUCCUGCAAUGAGGUAAUUAAUCAUUUGGUUCUAAUCAAUGAAUUUCGGCUAUUAUUUAGGUCGGAGCCGGAAUCGCAGAAUUUAGCUUCGGCCAGGGUUUGAUGUGUUUUUAACGAAAAUUUGAUCCGGAGCCUAGAACUAACAUUGACGGGGACACUGCACGGGAUAUUAGGACGGUCUCGGAUUUUGAUUCCGGGUUCGUUCGUGAAAUUGACGUUUUAGUACGGGAAGCUAAAACCGGUGUUUGAACGACCAUAACUAGUGAGGGAUUAGCACGGCAUACCGGGUUUGUCGUAUCACGAUAAUUAUACUUAUGCUUAGAAUUGAUCUCGGUGAACUAGAAUGGCAUGAUUAGGGGUGUAUGAACGUUUGUGCUAUAUGUUGAACCAUGGAAUGCUAUAUGAUAUUAUUGACUUGCCUUAAUCGAUAUGGACCUUGUUUAUGCUGAUGAUUGCAUACAUGUUGCCAUUUGUGGCUUAACUGUUGACAUGACUUCAUGGUUGUUUGAUCAGGAGUUUUGACAUGAUGUGAUAUUGUGGUUGUAUUUGGAUUCACAAGUGGGGGGAAUAAACUUCCUAGGGUGAUAUUAUGAUUUUUUAAGGAGGAUGACUUGCACGAGGGUUUAUCCCGAGGAAGUGCAACUAUACGACUCAUGGUUUACCUAUUUUGAGCCAAUUAUGGUCAGGUCAAGCACAUGUGCAAGUAACGAAUUAUGAUUAAGCAAGAUGAGAUAUGAAUCAUGUAUAAGGAUACCAAAUAUGAUUAUUUUGGUCACACUGUCAAUUACAUAGUAAUUAUGGCUACCCAUGCUAUUACCCUGUUAUGACAUGAUAGUCAUACCUCUCUUGUGGUGCUGACUGAAGAUUAUGAUAUGCAUGAUAGUCACACCUCUCAUGUGGUGGUGACUGAAGAUGAUUCACGAGAUAUGACCACACCUAGAGUGGUGUCGGGUAUGGUUUCACCUAUGGUGGUAUGGGGGUAUGUAUGUAUGAUCACAUCCUACGGGAUGCUGGGUGUGUAUGGUGGCCCGAGAGAGUUAUUAGCAUGGGAUUAGCCAGGAACCUAUAAGUAAAACAUGAUAAGAUGCAUAUGCAUAAGUCAAGGUGGUUGAGUCUUUUGACCAAUUGGAUAUGAGGAUGCUUGAGGUCCGAUCCUAGUGUUUUGGCUUGAUUGCUAGAUGUAUGGUAGGGGUUUGAUUUGUUAUGUACUCACGAUGCAAUGAUUGUCUCACUCAGCCAUGAGUUGACCCUCUUUUAUUCUUUUUCUCUACUUAUGCUAUGUGUACGUAGAUCAUCAGCAGCAGUAGAUAGGUGUAUAGGUGGGAGCUGAGCUAGAGUUGCAGCCAAGAUGUGGUAUGGUCUUCAACUAUUCUAUGCUUGGACGACUACUUGGGAUUUUGGCCAGUAAUCCACACCUUUUUGUAAAAAUGUUUUGAGAACGUUUUUCAUGUGCAUACUAACUCCUGAUGUAGUGUGAGAUAUCCACAGGUGUGGAAGGUUGAUGAUAAUUGUAUAGUUGUGUAAUUGUGUAAGUUGUGAUGAUUAUGGCAUGUAUAAUAUGGUAUACAGUUGUGGAGUAUGAAAAUUGUGGCUAUGGCUUUGAAAGCCAAUAUAUAUGGUUGUGAGUAUAUAUGUAAGUCUAUGAAUGCAUAUAUUCAUAUAAAUUAUUUUGCAGGUCUAGUUGCAAGAACUGUUACCCAUUACGCGAGUAAUUCAUGUCGAAAUUUUAAUUGGGUAAAUUUUGGUAAUUAAUGUAACACCCAAGAUUAUUUCCGCUGCAAAUGUAUGAACAAUAUAAUUAGGUAAUACGUAUAGGGUGGGGUGUUACAAUCAUCAAUGUACGUAAUGAGCAAUUGAGCACAAAUUCAAAUGUGAGGUGAGGAGUUACAUGCAACACACAUUUGUGCACUAAUUUGGUCAUCCACAUUAUCAAUAUUUUCAAAUCAAAUUUAUGUUUCCUU
Molecule: messenger RNA, 7858 nt
Organism: Linum trigynum
Lineage: Eukaryota; Viridiplantae; Streptophyta; Magnoliopsida; Malpighiales; Linaceae
Source: the annotation of a GenBank genome assembly